UUAAUGUAAGACUAUAAAAAUUAUUGUUAUGGUUUCAAAGAAAAAAAUACAUUAUUGUUAAUGUUGUCUAGAACAUAUAACAUCAUAAGUACAUUAAUGGCGACAAGCUGGAACAUUUGAUUAAGAGGUCGGUUAAGUGAUUUUUGAGCUUAUAUAAUGAGUGGCAGUUGGUAACCAGGUCUUUUCACUUUGCACCCUUCUCUCUGUGUGUCUUUGCUCUUUUGUGGAGGGAGAGAAUAGUGUGUGUCAUUGCAUAGAAUGAACACUUGUACAACACCACUUGCAUUUGUUUUUUGAACCAAAACAUAUUCUGGGUUGUCUCUAAAUUUGGUUUAGAGCCUCAUUUUUUUAUGAAGUUUUAAUCUUUUUGGUUUUGUGUGUGUAAGUUAAAAAGUAGAACAGAAUGUCAGUGAAGGGUAGAGGAGGAGUUGGAGUAGGAGAGAUGGGUUCAAGGAAUGUAGUAGUGUCAAGGAAUUUGGCACUUUUGCUUUGUUUUAGUAGCUUCUUUGCUGGGAUAUUGUUCACUAACAGGACAUGGACAGAGCCUGAAAGAACAAAUUUAGAAUCUGAGGCUUGUGAUCAGAAGCUUGAGGUUGGAAAUCACAUAUCCAAUUACAGUCUAGGGCAAAUUUCAAGUACUCAGAAUGAUAUCAGUACACUCAAUAGUAAAAUUUCAAGUAUAGAGAUGAAAUUAGCAGCUGCCAAGGCAGAGCAGCAAUCUUUGUCGAGUGCUGAUGCUGCAUCAGGAAACUUGAAAAGAAAAUACUUUAUGGUAAUUGGAAUCAAUACAGCUUUUAGCAGUCGGAAGCGGAGGGAUUCAGUCCGUGCAACUUGGAUGCCACAAGGUGAGGAAAGGAAGAAGUUGGAGGAGAAGGGUAUAGUCAUACGCUUUGUUAUAGGUCACAGUUCAACCGCCGGUGGCAUUCUGGACAAAGCUAUUGAAGCAGAGGAAAUGAUGCAUGGAGAUUUCUUGAGGCUGGAACAUGUUGAGGGCUACCUAGAAUUAUCGGCCAAGACAAAGACUUACUUUAGAACUGCUGUUGCUUUGUGGGAUGCCGACUUCUAUGUCAAAGUUGACGAUGAUGUUCAUGUGAAUUUAGCAACGCUUGGCACAAUCUUAGCUGGACACAAAAAAAAACCUCGGGUUUAUGUUGGCUGUAUGAAGUCUGGUCCUGUGCUUUCUAAAAAGGGUGUGAGAUAUUAUGAACCAGAGUAUUGGAAAUUUGGAGAAGCUGGGAACAAGUAUUUCCGACACGCUACUGGACAACUUUAUGCUAUAUCAAAGGAUCUGGCAACCUAUAUAUCAGUAAACCAGCACAUCUUGCAUAAAUAUGUCAAUGAAGAUGUUUCUCUGGGAUCUUGGUUUAUUGGCCUAGAUGUGGAGCAUGUUGAUGAUAAGAGACUUUGUUGUGGCACCCCACCAGAUUGUGAGUGGAAGGCUCAUCUAGGCAGCACUUGUGCUGUUUCGUUUGAUUGGAAAUGUAGCGGGAUUUGCAGGUCUGUUGAAAGAAUGAUGGAAGUUCACAAGACUUGUGGUGAAGAUGUGAAUGCUCUAGAGCACGCAAGCUUCUAACAUAACAGACACCUUUCCUCCAAACUCAGAAAGGGCAACUGGGGAAAGUAGGUUGUAGAGAUGCAUGUGACAUACUAACAGAAAUCAUAGAUUUACAGUGAAAGAGAAUAGAGAUCCUUGCUGCUUUAAGGGCCCUUGUCAACAGGCGACCAGCCCCAGAUGGUGGUAAGACAGUCAGAGGAGAGGGCUGUAACAAUCGUUCUUUGAAUGGUUGGAGGGCUGUGUUUGGUGGUUCUCUGCCAUGAUUAUUAAUACCAAACGUUUAUGUUAGAAAAUCUACAUGGACAGCUUUUACUUAUAUUUUGCUUAACAGAUCAAUAUAAUAUACAUCAGGUAUUUUUUUUCUUGUA
Populus nigra (black poplar) is the source of this 1923-nucleotide messenger RNA. RefSeq names its product probable beta-1,3-galactosyltransferase 3. Bases 404 to 1573 code for a protein of 389 amino acids. Gene Ontology annotation, molecular function: hexosyltransferase activity. Lineage: Eukaryota; Viridiplantae; Streptophyta; Magnoliopsida; Malpighiales; Salicaceae. The record is from RefSeq and is a predicted model, not a curated record. Gene Ontology annotation, cellular component: Golgi membrane. The transcript has 11 exons.